This is a messenger RNA of Nannospalax galili (Upper Galilee mountains blind mole rat), 3070 nucleotides long. RefSeq names its product SPARC (osteonectin), cwcv and kazal like domains proteoglycan 3 (gene Spock3). The transcript has 12 exons. Lineage: Eukaryota; Metazoa; Chordata; Mammalia; Rodentia; Spalacidae. Bases 155 to 1459 code for a protein of 434 amino acids. Gene Ontology annotation, molecular function: protein binding; calcium ion binding. The record is from RefSeq and is a predicted model, not a curated record.
CUGUAUCAGGAACCUGAGAACCUCUUCUGGAGGCGAGAGGUUAGAAGCAGAUAAGGAUUCCUAGGCGAGGAGCCUACCGCAUCCGCAUCCUCUGACUCCAGCCACCACGCAUUGCAUCCGGAACCCACUGCAGCUGGGAUUCAGGGAGAGGAAGAUGCUCAAGGUGUCAGCCGUAUUGUGUGUGUGUGCAGCGGCUUGGUGCAGCCAGACUCUAGCAGCUGCCGCUGUGGUGGCUGUGGCUGGGAGCCGGUCGGAAGGCGGUAAUUUUCUGGAUGAAAAACAAUGGCUCACCACAAUCUCUCAGUACGACAAGGAAGUCGGACAGUGGAACAAAUUCCGAGACGAAGUAGAGGAUGAUUAUUUUCGCACUUGGAGUCCUGGAAAGCCAUUUGAUCAAGAUCCAGCUAAAGGCCCAUGCUCAAAGAUGAAAUGCAGUCGCCAUAAGGUCUGCAUUACUCAAGAUUCUCAGACUGCACUCUGCAUCAGCCACCGGAGGCUCUCACACAGUAUGAAAGAAUCAGGAGGAGGCCAUAAACAGUGGCGAGGACUCCUGACAUCUACCUGUAAGCCAUGCCAGAUGGCCUCUGCCAGCCCUGUUUGUGGGUCUGAUGGUCAUUCCUACUCCUCACAGUGCAAACUAGAAUAUCAGGCAUGUGUUUUAGGAAAACAGAUCUCUGUCAAAUGUGAAGGACGCUGUCCGUGUCACUCAGAGAAAUCCACAAGUACAGGCAGAAAUGUUAAGAGAGCAUGCAGUGAUCUGGAAUUCAGAGAAGUGGCAAACAGAUUGCGAGACUGGUUCAAGGCCCUUCAUGAGAGUGGAAGUCAAAAUAAGAAGACAAAAGCAUUACUGAGACACGAGAGAAGCAGAUUUGAUACCAGUAUUUUGCCAAUUUGCAAGGAUUCGCUUGGCUGGAUGUUUAAUAGACUUGAUACAAACUAUGACCUGCUAUUGGACCAGUCAGAGCUUGGGAGCAUUUACGUUGAUAAGAAUGAGCAGUGUACCAAGGCAUUCUUCAACUCUUGUGACACAUACAAGGACAGUUUGAUAUCUAACAAUGAAUGGUGCUACUGCUUCCAAAGACAGCAAGACCCACCUUGUCAGACAGAGCUGAGCAACAUUCAGAAGCGACAAGGGGUAAAGAAGCUUGUGGGACUAUACAUCCCACUGUGUGAUGAAGAUGGAUACUACAAGCCAACACAAUGUCAUGGAAGCUUAGGGCAGUGCUGGUGUGUUGACAGAUAUGGAAAUGAAGUCAUAGGAUCCAGAAUAAAUGGCGUUGCAGAUUGCGCUAUGGAUUUUGAAAUCUCUGGAGAUUUUGCAAGUGGUGAUUUACAUGAAUGGACUGAUGAUGAAGAUGAGGAAGAUGACAUUAUGAAUGAUAAAGAUGUUAUUGAAGAUGAUGAUGAAGAUGAAGGGGAUGAUGACGAUGACGGAGAUGACCAUGAUGGAUACAUUUGAUCGCUGAAAGCGGAGGUCAACAAAUUCUACGUUUUUAAUAUUUAGAAAGUAAUAGCAUAUUGAGAAUUAUGUUCUUAACAUGAAACAAAACGAUUCUAAACUUCACAUAUAUUUUGUAUAAUUAUUUAAAAUAUUCAAAAUAAAUCAUAGAAUUUUAUGUUUAAAUAAGAAUAAUUGCGUUUCAGUUUUUAUAUGCCUUAGAAAAAAAGAAAACACAUACGGACUGUAGCCAGAAUAAAGAAAGUUGAUAUGACUGCUAAAGCAAUUUUCAUAAGAACAUACUUUAUAAAUAUUCCACAAACAAAUGAACAACUAAUGUGUGCUUGGCACCAUAUGUAUUGCUGCAAUGAGAGCUAUAAGCUCAAUUUACAAUGAAUUAUUAAAGAACUAGACCACAGGGAUAUUUUUCAAUUUAUGCAUGGCCUUAAUUUCAAGUCUUAUAGGGCAUCUUCCCAAACCCAGGAUGAGUCAGAAUAACAAGAAAGAUACCACAUUGUAAGACAAAGUGACCAUGUUAGAAUUCUUAUUUAGUGGUGAUGAUUUUAAUUAUGAAGUUAUACUGGAUAUGACUAGAAAAGCAAAUACAGAAGACCAUAAUUUCUGAAAGUUAGAAUCUUAGUUCUCUUUUCUACUCUCAAAAGUUAAUUGGAAAGACAGUCUCAUACAGAUUUUUAAAAAAAAAAAUUUAGGUAUCAUUAUUUCUAGAUUUCUCUAUCUUUCUGACCAGCAACUUAAGGUACAGAAUUUAAAUUAGGAAGAGAAAGAUUCAUUUAAACCAUAUUUUCAAGUGUUGUUCAUUUGCUACAAGAUCAAAUUUCAAAUAUCAAUCCUCAUUUUAUUUUAAAUUUUAUAUAAAAAUCUGCAUUUAAUUUUAGAAAUAUGCCAUUAUUAUUAGUAGUACUGAAAUUUAGAUAAAGUAUUGUAUGGUGCCUUGCAAAAAUAGAAAUAGAAAGAAUCAGCAUGCAUAUCAGUAUAGGAUACUAGGUGAUGUGUAAGCACACCUAAUCAACAAGUUACACUAGUAAAAUUAUUGCUGCUGGAAUGAAGAAAAUGGAAUAUGUUUCUUUCUUUUUUUCUAUUGUUACUCCCAUGCGGACUUGUUUAUAAUUAUUGUGCAGAGUAGCAUUUAAGAUUUAAUUGUAGCAAAAAUUACUUUAUUUACUAUACUUAAGUUAGCAUGUUAAUUAAUUGUGUAGAGAUUUUGGCAUAUCAUCAAUUUUUGGUGUAUUAGAACAUUGUUUCUGUGCUGAUAAAGAUGAAAAAACCCGUUGAAUGUUACAUGUUGGUAUCUUUCAUUUCAACAGUGCGUUUACUGGUAUAUUCUUCAUUGAAAGCAGAAUUGGUGAACAUUUUCCUUUUAAUCUAUUUAUAAUCACUAAAUUACAACUUCAAUGUUCAUCUUACAUACUAUUCAAAGUCUAACGCAUUUUCUUUUUUACUGUUUAUGUAUAGUUUAAAAAAUAAAGAAUCUUGGAACCAAAGUAAAUUGCUCCCUUACUGUCCUUUCUGGGGUAUGAUAGUAGUAUGAAGGGUCCUUAAUUUGUUUCUUAAUUUUAGAAACUGUUAAUCUUACCACCUAGCCAGGAAAUGUUUCUGAAUUUAUUUAUUUUG